Polyodon spathula (Mississippi paddlefish) is the source of this 7787-nucleotide messenger RNA. RefSeq names its product A disintegrin and metalloproteinase with thrombospondin motifs 20-like. The transcript is spliced from 39 exons. The coding region runs from base 282 to 6035 and encodes 1917 amino acids. Lineage: Eukaryota; Metazoa; Chordata; Actinopteri; Acipenseriformes; Polyodontidae. The record is from RefSeq and is a predicted model, not a curated record. Gene Ontology annotation, biological process: proteolysis; extracellular matrix organization. Gene Ontology annotation, molecular function: metalloendopeptidase activity; zinc ion binding. Gene Ontology annotation, cellular component: extracellular matrix.
CUUCUGCUUACAACAAGUAGCUAAGCUAGCGAAGUAACAAUACAGCUGUUCGAUUUUUGGAAUGCAUGGUAAAUCGUACGUUUUGCUGAAGAUGGUGGAUGUGGCUGCUUGGUAAUGCGAUGAAGGGACUUCACUUUCCGAGAUUUGUGCUGCAGAGAUCAUCCACAGACCUGACGACCUGCUGCUGCUGACAAGCCGGGAGAGCAGUUGGGGAGACGCCGGGUAGAUUGAGCAGGCACUUCCCUGGAGACUAAAGCCCUCGUUUCUUUGCGGAGGGAAUCAUGCAGUUUGCAAUCUGGCUAGUUGGGCUCCUGUGUCAUCUCUCAGCACUCAUCUGGAAUUCCAUGGAAUUUAGAUUUCAUCCCAAACAAGAAAACUUCAUCAAACAGCUGUCAUCUUAUGAAAUUAUCACGCCUAUCCGUGUGAAUGGUUUUGGAGAAACAUUUCCAACCACGCAGCACUUCAGGAGGAAGCGCAGAAGCUUAAAUUCAGACUUUUGGGGGUCAAGAACUCAUUACAAAAUUGAUGCCUUUGGGGAGCACUUCCACCUCAACCUCAGCGCUGACUCCAGAUUUAUCGCACCGGCCUACAUGGUUUCACAUUUAGGGGCAGAACACAGCAACAGGUCGAAUUUACAGGAAGAUAGCUCUGAGAUAAGACAUUGCUUUUUUAAUGGGCAUGUCAAUGCUAAAAGCGAAUACACCGCUGUUUUCAGCAUCUGCACUGGCCUUAUUGGCACAUUUAGAACCCACAAUGGUGAAUAUUUUUUAGAACCACUCUUGAAAUCGAAUGGAGAAGAUUAUGAAGACGAACACAACAAACCUCAUCUCAUGUACAGACAAGAAAUAAAGAAAGAAAAAACACUGGAGGAAAAAGUUAAACCAUGUGCAGCUUCAGAAACAAACAUCAGGAAACAAAUUAAGUUUCAGGACAAGAACAGCAUUGGAGAGCAUCUGCAUUCUAUCCAUGAAGCCAUGAUUUCAGAACAGUUUUCAAGCCACGAAUCCAGCUUGAAUAAUGGAUCCCGUUCCCAUUCACGGCACAAGAGAUUUUUGUCAUAUCCAAGGUUUGUGGAAGUGAUGGUAACUGCAGACGCCAAAAUGGUAAACCAUCAUGGGGCAAACUUGGAGCACUACAUCCUAACACUUAUGUCAGUAGUGGCUGCAAUUUACAGAGAUCCAAGCGUUGGAAAUCUUAUAAAUAUUGUGGUUGUGAAAUUAGUUGUUGUCCACCAUGAACAGGAAGGACCUUCUGUCAGUUUCAAUGCGGCAACUACCCUCCACAAUUUUUGCGUGUGGCAGCAAACACAAAAUGUUGUAGAUGACACCCAUCCUUCACACCAUGACACAGCUGUUCUCCUCACCAGGGAGGACAUCUGCAGAGCACGGAACAAGUGUGAUACCUUAGGCUUAGCUGAACUCGGUACAAUGUGUGACCCCUUCCGUAGCUGUUCCAUUAGUGAAGAGAAUGGUCUUAGUGCUGCAUUUACCAUUGCCCAUGAGCUGGGGCAUGUGUUUAACAUACCUCAUGAUGAUAGUUUUAAAUGCAAAGAAGCUGGGGUGAAACAUCAAUACCACGUCAUGGCCCCAACACUCAACUACAACACAAGCCCAUGGUCAUGGUCCAAGUGUAGUCGCAAGUACAUCACUGAAUUUCUUGACACUGGAUAUGGAGAAUGUCUCCUUGAUGACCCGGUUAGUAGAACAUAUGAACUUCCUUCUCAACUUCCUGGUCAGCUGUACAACGCCAACAAACAGUGUGAACUCAUGUUCGGACCAGGAUCACAAGUUUGUCCCUACUUGAAGCAGUGCAAGAGGCUGUGGUGCACAAGUGCAGAAGGGGUUCACAAGGGCUGUCGCACGCAGCAUAUGCCUCUGGCUGACGGGACUGAUUGCGGCCAUGGGAUGCACUGCCGACAUGGACUUUGUGUGAAUAAAGAAAUGGAGCUGCGCCCUGUGGAUGGGGAAUGGGGGCCCUGGGGACCAUACAGUGCCUGCUCCCGAUCAUGUGGAGGGGGGAUUAGAAGUGCAGCUAGAGACUGCAAUAAACCAGAGCCAAAAAAUGGAGGGAAAUACUGUGUUGGGCGUCGAAUGAAAUUCCGCUCCUGCAACACUGAACCAUGUCCAAAAGGCCAGAAAGAUUUCCGAGAGGAGCAGUGCUCAGAAUUUGAUGGCAAACAUUUCAAUAUCAACGGUCUACCUCCUACUGUACGCUGGAUACCAAAAUAUAGUGGCAUUCUAAUGAAGGAUCGGUGUAAGCUGUUCUGCAGAGUUGCAGGAACCACUGCUUACUAUCAACUUAAGGACCGUGUGGCCGAUGGAACCCAGUGUGGACCAGAGACGAAUGACAUCUGUGUACAAGGCUUGUGCAGGCAAGCCGGAUGUGAUCAUGUGCUGAAUUCCAAGGCGAGGAGAGAUAAGUGCGGAGUCUGUGGUGGCGAUAACUCCUCCUGUAAGACUCUGGCUGGUACUUUCAACAGUGCUCAAUAUGGUUAUAAUGUUGUUGUGAGAAUUCCUGCAGGAGCUACCAGCAUUGACAUCAGACAGCACAGUUACUCUGGGAAGCCAGAGGAUGACAACUACCUCGCAUUAUCUGACAGCCAGUCCACUUUUAUUUUAAACGGGAACUUUGUGGUGAGCAUGUUUAAACGGGAAAUCACCUUUCAGGGGACCGUCAUUGAAUACAGUGGAUCAGACACUAAUGUGGAACGCAUUAACUGCACUGAAAAAAUAGAGGAAGAGCUGGUUCUGCAGGUCUUAUGUGUGGGAAAUUUGUACAACCCUGACGUGCGUUACUCUUUUAACAUACCAAUUGAGGACCGCAAGGAGCAGUUUGUGUGGGACUCCUACGGCUCGUGGCAGGAAUGUAGCAGUAUGUGUCAAGGUGAACGGAAGAGGAAAGCAGUAUGUGUGCGCAAGAGCGAUCACCUGGUUGUGUCGGAACAGAGAUGUGAGCAUUUGCCCCAGCCUGCCCUUGCCACAGAGCCCUGUAACACAGAAUGUGAACAAAGGUGGCAUGUAGUUGGUAAAAGUGAGUGUUCUGCUAAGUGUGGCCCAGGAUAUAGAACUCAAGACAUCCAGUGCAUGAAGUACAGUGCAUCCAAAGGGCAGAGUGUUCCAGUAGAAAGUAGGUUCUGCAGUGACCAGCUGAAACCUCAAGUCAGAGAGCCUUGCCAUGGAGACUGUCACUUGACCAGCUGGCAUUACUCCUCAUGGUCACAGUGUUCGAAGACCUGUGGAAGGGGCACCAGGACUAGAGAUUCUUACUGCAUGAACAACCUUGGACGACGUCUCGUUGACAGAGAGUGUAAUGAACACCAGAGAGUUGUAACUCAGACCUGUAAUGAUAUUUCCUGUCCAGAGUGGGCUACCAGUGAAUGGUCAGAGUGUCUCGUGACAUGUGGGAAGGGUGUGAGGCAUAGACAGGUAUGGUGUCGCCUGAAUGAAGAUCGCUUGAGGGAUAACCUCUGUAACGCAAACAGCAAGCCAGAGGCUGUAGGAGCUUGUGAACUUCCAGAGUGCGCCUCCUGGCAGGUUGGGGUCUGGGGAGUGUGUGCUGUGACCUGUGGGCAUGGCUAUCAGAUGCGGGCUGUAAGGUGUGUAGCUGGAACAUAUGGGGAGGCUUUAGAUGACAGAGUGUGCAAUGCUGCUUCCCGACCAAGAGAUAACCAGGAAUGUGAGAUGCCUGCUUGCCCCGAAUCUCCCAAAGUUUUUUCUACCUCCCUUCCUGGCACUCAAAGGGGAUUCAUGACACAGUGGAGAUAUGGAUCUUGGACUCCAUGCUCCGUUACAUGUGGGAAAGGGAAGCAGGCUCGCUAUGUGAGUUGCAGAGAUGCUCAUGGAGGGGUAGCGGAUGAGUCGUAUUGUGCACACCUGCCUCGUCCACCAGAAAUCUCCACCUGCUUCAGUCCAUGUGGUCAGUGGCGCGCUGGCGAAUGGUCAACUUGCUCAGUUACCUGCGGUUAUGGGAGGUCAACACGGCAGGUGGUUUGUAGUGACUACCACCAUCAGAUUGAUGAAGACCUCUGUGAUCCAGAUGACCGCCCAGCCUCAGAACAGGAAUGCAUCGCAACUCCGUGCCCUUCCCUGUUUCAUCUGUUUCCUAGCAACCAGCCGGCACAUUUCCCUUCUGUUGACUACCAGCGCCCCCACCUGGAUCACCCUCCCCAGGACAGUGCCAGCCACAAUAAUUGGAAUGUGCUGUCUGCAGACAACCAGUGGAGGACUGGCCCUUGGGGAGCAUGUUCCAGCACUUGUGCUGGAGGAUUCCAGCGUCGGGUUGUAGUGUGCCAGGAUGGAGAAGGACGAACCGCAAACUACUGUGAUGAAAGAAUAAAACCAGCAGAGUCGAGAAGCUGUGAUUCCGGACCGUGCCCUCGCUGGAACUAUGGGAGCUGGGGAGAGUGCACUCAGACUUGCGGAGGUGGAACAAGAACAAGACUAGUAAUUUGCCAGCUGACUCAUGGCAAAAGAUUAAACGAUCACAACUGUGAAAUUCUGGAUAAGCCUCCAGACCGGGAGCAGUGCAGCAUGCACCCUUGUCCAGGUAGUGUUUCAUGGCACCGAGGACCAUGGAAACCGUGUUCGGUGAGCUGUGGAAAAGGCACCAAGCAUCGGGAUGUUUACUGUGCUGAUAAAGACCAGGCCCAGGUGGAGGAAGAACACUGCAAACAGCUGUCGAAGCCUCGCAAUCACAAGCCAUGUAGGUCACAAAGAUGCCCUAGCUGGAAGGCCAACGGAUGGAAAGAGUGCUCUGUGACCUGUGGCGUGGGGAUUCAGCAAAGGGAAGUCUUCUGCAGACUGAAAAGUUUAGGUCGAGUUGAUGAAGUGAUGUGUGAUCCCCUCGCCCAACCUCCUCGUACACAGCCGUGCCGGUCUUCUUACUGUCUUCGUUAUGAAUGGAUUGCAGAUAAAUGGCAAGACUGCCCUGUUGCCUGUGGUGAAGGGAUAAAGACACGAAAGAUUGUGUGUGUUGAUCAAGCCAAGAAGCCUGUAGAUGACAGCCAUUGCAACUCUUCAUCCAAACCUCUUACUUCACAAAAAUGCAAAACAGUACCUUGUGAAUAUUUAUGGAUUACAGGAGAUUGGUCACAGUGCUCAAAAAGUUGUGGCUCUGGAUACCAGCAAAGGAUGAUUUCCUGCUCUGAGGUGCACUCUAUUCAAGAUCAUUAUUCCUAUGACUCCCAGUCUUUAUCUCGUGCCAACUGCCCAAAGCCACAACCUCCAGAUAUCCAAAAAUGUAACCUUAGGGAGUGUCCCCCAGCUGCAUCCUGGAAAGUAGGCUCAUGGAGUAAGUGUUCUAUGACCUGUGGAGCUGGUGUGAUGGAGAGAAAGGUGGAGUGUGUGACCUCCAAGGGUUUACAUUCUGAACCGUGUCAUCUAGACGAGAAGCCAGAAUCCACGGCUGCUUGUCAGGAUAAAGAGUGUGAAUUAUUGACAAGCUGCAGUGAUGUGCAGACUAAACAAGGACUUAAAAAAGAUGGUGAAUACUUGCUUAGGAUUAAAGGGAAAAUUAUUCAGAUUUACUGUGCUGAAAUGCAGUCAGAGUAUGCAAAAGAGUAUGUUACCUUACGCAGUGGGCAGACCGACAACUACUCUGAAGUAUAUGGAUACAGGUUGCAAAAUCCCUAUGAAUGUCCAUUCAAUGGAAGCAGACGACAGGAUUGCUUGUGCACAAAUGACUACCCUGCAGCAGGAUACACACUUUUCUACAGGGUUCGGCUCGAUGUCAGUUCCAUGCGGAUAAUAACUACAGAUCUGUUUUUCACUGAGACGCUGCUUGGGAGAGCAGUUCCUUUUGCCACAGCAGGAGACUGUUACAGUACAGCCAAGUGCCCACAGGGACAGUUCAGCAUCAAUCUGACAGGUACUGGACUGCGAGUAUCUGAAUUAACUAAGUGGAUAGCUCAGGGUAACUAUGCGGCAGUCAAAGUACACAGGUCUCAUGAUGGUACACGGAUCUAUGGAAGGUGUGGAGGCUACUGUGGGAAGUGCAUUCCUCAAACUAACUCUGGGCUUCAAGUCCAAGUUCUAUAAAGAAGUUAGGAUUUGAAGUACUAGGAAUCAAAAAUGAAAAGCAUAUCCGUCCAGAAUGUAACGUAUCUUGUGUGUAAAGACAAAGAUAUUUACUGCUUAUAUAAUAUUGCAUAUUAUUUGUCUGUUUUGGCAGCUACAGCAACAAGUGAUCCAACUGAGUUUAAUGGCCGCUUCAGCAUAAAAGGAAUUAAUAUGAAGAUAUUUAUUCAGUUUCUAAUAGUGACAAUGAUGAUUAAAUGCACUGGUAUAUUAAUGCAAGCUAGAACACACAUAGAGUAAAAGCACUAUGGGCUGGUGAUGUUUAAAUUGGUUUAAAAGUGUCUUAUGUCAGUCCAGAUUCAUAGGGACAGGUGCAUAGUAAAGAUGCUGGGUAUAACAUACAAAAUAAAAUACAAAACAUACGGUAUGUUACUGAUAGAGGUUUUCUCAUGUAUCUUAAAUCUUUUUCAGAAUGCAUGACCUAUUUAAAGACACAGAAAUUGGGUGCUUCCCUGAAGGUGUAAUGUCCAGUUACUGUAAUUGUAAUUUUACCUGAUUUUGCAGUACAUUCCUUUACUAAUCAAUGGUGCUCAUUAUCCAGCAGCUGGUUAAAUAGCAUUGUAUUUACAUUGACAUUACAGUCAUAUUCAGUAACUGAGUGAAUUACACUAGAGAUGAAUAAUGGUCAGAUAAGUCAUGUCCCCAGUAGCAAUUAUAGUUCAGUGUUGCAUGCCUUACAGAAAAGACAGCACAAGGCAGGCCCCUUAAAAUGGUAAGAGGUAGCCUUGAAACUGCAUUGAAUUCCAUGCUGAUUUAAAUAUACCUGGGUCUGUGUUUUAUUUUUCAUUCAUAUCGAAACAAAAACCUGUGAAAUCAGUAGAAAAACCAGUGGCCGUUCUUGUUGAAUUAGGAAAUGUAAGGCUUAAGGAUCAUUGGUACCCACCUCCGCAUUCUUGAUCACCAAUCAAAAACCCUUUAGUUACAUUUGUUGUUUUGUAAAAGAAACAACAAACAGUUUUAAGUUACUUAGAAAGGAAUUAUUAAGGCGCACAUAAGAGCUUCUAAACCAACCUCCUGGGGUUUUACUGUGAGUCUUUGUAACAUCAAUGCUUUUUUGUUCUCUUUUUUUAGAACAAAAUCAACUGGUGUUUGCUUAGCACUCAGGUAAAUGCUUUGUGAAUACAGACCUGUGUGUUUUCCUUAAUCUUUUAUGUUAUUUCUUUUGGGGGGAUUCUUAACCCAGCUUCUUGAAAAUGAUGAGUUACAGUGCAUGAAAAACCUAAUUUAGCCAGCUAGCGGACAAAAUAUAGGUCCGAAAAAAACAUCUUGCCAAUUCACUGGUGCAUAAACCCUACCUCUCAUAAGCAUGUAAAUAAGAGAGACGUAUUUUAUUAAGGUGUAAAAUAUUUAUUUAUUCUGUGCUGUUUUGUUCAUAUGUUGGAUGUUGAGUACUGUCAGCUAAGAAGCCAUUAUUUGCAUUUUUGUUGAAUGUUUGUAACCACUAGCUAAACAGAAAAGAAUGAUGUUAUUUUUACGGUGCUGUUAACUACUGAAAUUACCUCUCUUUCAAAAACAGGAGUUAUGUGGUGAUGUACCACUACCAUCAACUCUGCUGCCAGGUUUAUGGGAGUAGUAUUAAUAUUUACAAAGCUUCACACCAUUUCACGCUGAUACAAAUGCAGACAGUAACUCUUGGUGCUAAAAUGUUUGGAAAUCCAUAUAGUAUUUAGCUUCAACCAAAGUUUCCUUUUACAAUGCCUGAGUUGCACAGUG